UAAAUGCAUUUGUGGAUGUUGUUUUACAUUUACAAAUCACAUAUUUACACACAAAUUAUUUUUAUGUUCACACAAAUAAUUAUGAGACAUAUCUAUGCCCAUAAUUCGACUUCAGCCUCGAUGUCUGGUCAGACAUCAAUCUGUUCCACGUAGCGCGCUCCGUAGAGGCCUGGAGCACUUCCGGAAUGUUUUUUUUGUAUGUGUUUUGGGAUUUGUAUGUGCUUUGGACUUUGCAUAUCGUUUUGGUAUUUGCGGCGUUUUUUUGUUGCGUUUGUUUUCAGGGUUUGUGUGUUGUAUUUAGUCUGCAUCAUUUCUGUAAAUGCAGCGUUUUUCUGUUGUAUUUGUUUUCAGGGUUUGUUUGUUAUUUCAUUUCAUUAUUUGCAGGUGUUUCCUGCUUAUGUAGGCCUAUGCGUUUUGGGCCGUUGUUCCGCGUUUGCACCUGCCGGCCACCGUACAGCUCUCCCCUGAGAUCUCCUCGCAGAGUUUCACAUCCUCUGUUCAUCAAUUUUACCGUAAAACAGGUUUGCUAAACAUUAUGGUAAAAAUACUAUUGGGAUAGAAGUUGACUAAGUAACUAUAUAAUUUGUUCCCAACAUGUGUACUCAUUUUUGCCUUAAAUUGUUUUGGGAUAUUUUUCAAAACGUUUAUUGACGCAGUAGUUAAUGCAGACUUUCUCCACUGUCUUUUCCACACAUUACGGUUGAUGUUGCCAGGGAGGGACUCGACCACAGACACAAUGGAGCUGCAGUGACUGAAUAGCCGGUGCCUGUUCUCACUACUCUCAUCAUUUACAGCCCCUCACAUUCAGACAAUGCUGAGUUGUAAUGUUAUUCUCUUCGGAAUGCUAUCAGCUAGCUUACUGUUGUUUUUGUAUUAACGAAUUAUCUUUGUGAGAUAGCAUACAGCCCGUUUAGUUGGUUAGCUCGCUAGCUAGCAAAGCACCUGCUGCCCUCCUGCUGCUAUUGUUUCUUCUGCAAACCUGGAUAUAACGGUCCAGGUAUCUGUGAGAUAUAAUGGAGUUUCCUUUUGAUAUCAACCACUUAUUUCCCGAGAGGUUCUCCAUCUUGGACCAGACCCUUGUUGCAGGACGUAAAACAGCAGGAAUGCCACAUCUUCAGGCAAACAUAGAAACAGUUAUCGAUGAGCUUGGGAGAGCCUCAGCAAAGGCCCAGCAGCUCCCAGCCUCUAUAACCAGUGCCUCCAAGCUGCAGUCCCAGAAGCACCAGCUGUACCUGCUGAAGGACGGAGAGAGCAACGGAGGCCGUGGUGUUGUCGUGGGGUUUCUCAAGGUUGGCUACAAAAAGUUAUUUCUUCUUGACCGACAGGGUUCACACGUGGAGGCGGAGCCACUGUGUAUUCUGGAUUUCUACAUAGCAGAGAACUUGCAGCGAUAUGGCUACGGGAGGGAGCUCUUUGAUUUCAUGCUGCAGCACAAGAAGUUAGAGCCCGUCCUGAUGGCUUACGACAGGCCGUCGCCCAAGUUCCUGUCCUUCCUGGCAAAGCAUUACUGCCUGACGCCCAGUGUCCCUCAGGCCAAUAACUUUGUGGUGUUUGAGGGCUUCUUCGUCAACAUAGCAGCAUCUUGUCCUCCUCCUUUGUCCCAUAUGACAUGUUUGAUUCUCUGGGUCUUCUUGUUUUCCUCAUCAUUUCUCAGCCGGUUUUCACUCCCUUAUUCCCGUCACUCUUAUUUUUCUACACUUACAGUGGCCCAGCUGAGAAAGGUUCCCCUAAGAAAGCCGGACGGAGAGAUCAAGCCCUACUCUUUAAUGGAGAGAGAAGUGGUCCAUCAGGAGCAGCGGGCUCGCCCCUGGCCGUUUGCUCCGCCUCACUCCCCGCAGCGGUCGGUAUCCUCCCAGUGCUCCCCCUCCCUGAGCGGGGGGUCCUCCCCCAGCAGGCCCCGCCCCCAGGCCGCACCAGUUCCUGCCCUUGGGCGCAGCAGGGAGCAGAGCCCCCAGUCCCCCCUCCUCGAGCGCUGCAGGGAAAGACACAGCAGUUCCCUCAAUAGAUCUCAUCAGGGCUUGCAUUGACCUCCUCGGCCUGGCACUGUGCCUCUUCCCUUUAAUCGCCUGGCUUCUUUUAGCUCAAUUUCUGAUAGACAGUGUGUGACACGUGGAGUGCCUUUCCACGGGCACCAGUCUCUUGCUUUUCAGUCUUACAGUAUGGUCAAAUAGAGUGGUGCAGUGAUGACAGAUUUGUAGCAUCACAAGAGCUCCCUCAACCAAAAGCUCUGGGAUCUUUCCAUUGGAUUUCAGUACAUUGCAGAAAAUGGCAAACACGUUUAUGAAACUUACAUGUUUUGUUCAGCAGGAUAAUCUUCACAUUUUAACACCACUUUGUAAUGUUUUAGUCGUAAAUGCAAUCACCAGAAGUAAGCUAACUGUAGGCUAAAACCUAACUACAUCACCGUCACAUGGCUGUGCAUCACCGUGGCUAAGCUAAAGGCGGCUAAUGGUCGGCGUGAUGAUGUUUGGUAGACUUAUUUAGACACUUCACUGAGGCUUCGGCAUUCAUGAGUGGAGAAUUUACUGACAUAUUUUAUUUUGUAGAACUAAAUGUGAAAGUCUCUUCAGUUUGUGUUAACCACAGACUUCAUUUCAGCCUUCGAACUACUACAAUGAAAAAGUGGUAAAAUGCUGACUCAUUUCCAGGUUUCAGGACUCACUCCUGCACCGCUCUAUUUGCAAAAUCAGAUUGGCAUAGAACAUUAAAACGCUGGUGGUUGAUGUCCCCGUAUACAUGAUCCAAACAGUGUUCAGGUUUCAUCCGCCUGCCGUGGAUGUGUUCCCACGGUUACUUUACCUCCACAUUUCUCUCAUCACAGAACCAGGAUGUGUGUGUGAAGGCACUCCUGGAGAGUGAGGGGGGGGAUAUCUGUUGUAAGGAGGAUUUUUGACUUUUAAGAAUAUAGUCCUCAUGUUCCCAGCAGAGGAACACCAUGGCUCUGUCUUAUCUGCCCGCCUUUUCUAUGAACCCAUUAAACUGUCAACCAAU
This is a messenger RNA of Gymnodraco acuticeps, 2991 nucleotides long. It is a transcript of the gene atat1, whose product is annotated as alpha tubulin acetyltransferase 1. Gene Ontology annotation, biological process: alpha-tubulin acetylation. Gene Ontology annotation, cellular component: microtubule. Gene Ontology annotation, molecular function: tubulin N-acetyltransferase activity. The record is from RefSeq and is a predicted model, not a curated record. Bases 1014 to 2027 code for a protein of 337 amino acids. Lineage: Eukaryota; Metazoa; Chordata; Actinopteri; Perciformes; Bathydraconidae. The transcript is spliced from 11 exons.